Messenger RNA from Laetiporus sulphureus 93-53, 2045 nucleotides. Its product is annotated as drug:h+ antiporter. The coding region runs from base 105 to 1889 and encodes 594 amino acids. Lineage: Eukaryota; Fungi; Basidiomycota; Agaricomycetes; Polyporales; Laetiporaceae. Gene Ontology annotation, biological process: transmembrane transport. The transcript has 15 exons. The record is from RefSeq and is a predicted model, not a curated record. Gene Ontology annotation, molecular function: transmembrane transporter activity.
CAUCACCGUCAGCGGCUCCGCUACAAAGUGGACGCGUGAUAAGCCAUAUCGCCUAGUAGGUGGCCUCUCGUCGUCGCUUGUACGUCCUCGAGACGAGCUGAACAAUGACCAUGGAGAACGAGAAGAAGCAAGAUGAGGGCUCGUCUCCUGAGCUGUCUCCCAAGGUGACCAAAGAGGAGUAUGAGAGCGAGACCCAUCCGACCACGCUCGUCCAAAAGCAAGCUGGCAUUUGGAAGGUCGAAGCAGCAGCUUCGGUUUGGGGGCCCAUCAGCAAAACGUUACUAUGGUGCGGUAUCGUGUUAGCCAGUUAUAUGUAUGGCCUGGACAACAACACCAACUGGGAGUGGGGCACCUAUGCCACAAACGAAUUCGGCCAUGCAAACUGGUACAGCGCCAUUCAAUGCGCCAUGGCGAUCCUACUGGCCCUGGGCAAGCCCUUCUUUGCCAAGAUUACCGACGUCAUUGGACGGGCAGAAGCAUAUGCUGUUUGCCUUUUCUUCUACUGCUUGGGAUAUAUCAUCUGCGCCAGCUCCCAGAACAUGGGUACGCUCGGUGCCGGUCUCGUCAUCUACGAGAUUGGGUUCUCAGGCCUGCAGAUCGCGAUCCAAAUCGUUAUCGCUGAUUUGACACCACUGAAGUACCGUGGCCUCGUCAGCGCAGCAACUUCGAUGCCAUACUUCAUCAAUUUCUAUGCCGGCUCCGUGAUCGCAGCUCAGGUCGUCUCGAGCCCUCGCCUCGGCUGGCGGUGGGGAUAUGGCAUCUAUUGCAUUUGCUUCGUAUUCGCCAUCGGCCCUAUCAUCAUGGUUCUCUUUUGGGCACAGCACCGUGCGAAGAAGAUGAACCUGGUGGUCAGGGACGCCGUGGCGGGCGAUACAUUCCUACGAAAGGCGUGGAACUUCGCCAUUGAGGUCGACGCCGUUGGCAUGUUCUUCCUCGGCGCAUCGAUCACGUUGAUCUUCCUGCCCCUGGUGCUGGCCGGCGGAACGUACGCCACCAUCACCUGGAAGAAUCCUAUGGUCCCCUCAAUGAUGGUCAUUGGUGGUGUGAUCUGCAUUCCCGUAUUUACAUACUGGGAGAUCAAGCACGCAGCCUUCCCAAUUGUCCCUUUCCGCCUGUUCGCCAACAGGACUGUCUUCGCUGUGUGCAUCAUCGGCUUGUUUGACUUUAUCUCCUUCUAUCUUACAUGGUCGUAUCUUUAUACGUUCACGUACGUCGUUACGGACUGGAGCGUCACGAACAUGAACUACUAUAGCAACUGUCAAUCACUCUGUCUUACGUUCUUCGCUCUCCUAUGGGGCGCAGUCGUUGCCAUCUUCCAAGGAAACAUCGGAUACAAGUGGGCCCUGUUUUGCUCGCUCGGUCUUCGACUGAUCGGUGUCGGAAUUAUGUUCUACGCACGCUCUCACUACAACACCGCUGCGCUCGUCAUGACGCAGAUCAUCCAAGGUGCUGGUGGAGGAAUUGCUGCGAUGUCUUCGCAGGUCGGCGCGCAGGGUGCUGUACCCCACCAAGACAUGGCUGUUGCAACCGCCGCAAUUCUGUUGUUCGCCGAAAUCGGCGGCGUGAUCGGCCUAGCUGCAUCCGGGUCAAUGUGGAACAACGUCCUGCCAGACAAGCUGGAAGCGCAAGGGCUCAACUCGACAAUCAUCACGGAAGUUAUUGGUUCUUACACGUACGCACGCACGUAUCCCGAUGACAUCCGCGACAAGCUCCGUAUUGCGUAUGGAGAUGCAAUGCACGAGAUGCUGAUCCCUGCCAUCGUGCUCUCGGUUGUUCCGCUCCUGACAGCGCUGGCUGUUCGCAACUUCAAGCUGAAUAGCAGGCAGAAUGCUGUGGAGGCAAUAGACGUAUCAGGGAAGCCUGUGCCGGACGAAGAGGCUCGAGACUGAGGUCCACACUAGUAUCAAUCGGUCCGUUUACUGUUCUUGAUGUAAUGUAUGCGCUAUUUCGGCAAGCGUAUCAUGUAUCUUCCAUAUAUAAGCGGUCCUUCAUAGAAUCACCCACAGGUCUUACUGUUUUACUAAAGUUUCAAUGUAAACAAAUCU